UGCGGAAAAAACCCAAGUUGCAUGCGAGAUAUAAUUAAAUCUGAUUUCAUCGUACGCAGUUAAUUUUUCCUCACAUUCAGCGCGUUAAUUAUUUGAUUGCACUGAAUUCGGUUAAAUUGACUAAAUAUGUGUGGCAUGUAAUAAUAUUCGCGACUAAGCGCGAAUUAUCACGUACAAUUGUCACCUUGCUUUGCCGCUUGCAAUGACUACAUAUAGUGCAAAUAAAAGGAACAGACUCGUAGAAUUGACGGCCGCGUAUCCGUGAGUCAGUCACCGUUAGUCGCAAACAAGUCGCAAACAGACACAGAUGGAAUCCGGUUCAGUGUAGUCGAGUGUACGCAGUUGAUUGUAAUACGAUCUUAACAAGCCUUAGUCUAUCGUGAGUAAUCGAAGGAGGUAGAACGCGCGACGACGCGCGUCCCGUAAAAUGGCAGCACAAAGUCGUACGGGUUUGGCGCUCCUUUUUCUGGCGUGUAUCUUCGCCCAGGCAACGCGAACGAAUUCAUUGAAUUAUGACGACUCGGUGCUUGGGGUGCCAGGAAUGUUGUGGGUGAAGGCGUUUAGGGCCCUGAAUAAACACUCGCCUACGCAUCACCGGUACAGCAGCGGCCAGAUGAUAAGUGUGCAGGAAUUGGAUGAGCCGCCUUACAAGCUAUACAAGUUUACAUUUUAUAUGAAACCAAUAUGUGGAACAGAAUCUUGUCCCAGGGAGGCCUGUACGAUCGAUCUGAAACAAAAGGGCGAUAUAGAAGAUGACAAUAUAGAGGCACUGAAAGAUUCUAUUCAGUGCAUGUACUUUUAUACGGCCGAAGCGCAAAAUGACACAUCGCAGGAACAGCAGAGUUAUCAAGAUCAGGAAGACUCUCGGAUCACUCAGGAGAGCUUGGUGGAUCACGCGGGAGAAAUUUUUGUUCACCAGACUGAACAGAUGAACAACAAUCGAAGCGUCGAAUUGGAUCAUGAGAUUGAAGAGACUGGAGACGAGAACGUCAGACCGUUUAUUGCUAUGCGUGCUUCCAGCAACAACUACUGUCCAGGUUGUCCAUACGAAUUGAAUCCGAAUCUGCCGAGUCUUCUAGUCUAUGCCGAUCAAGCAUUGAGAUCGAUAGACGAGCAGACCACGAACGAUUACAAGCACAAACUGAUGAGCAUUGUGAAAGUCACCCGUUCGGUACCGGUCUCGUCCAAUAUGAUACAGUAUCAAUUGCUGUUAUUGAUAGGCGAGUCAGAAUGUCUGAAGAAUGCCUUGGAGCAGGAGCAAGAAUGCCCGCUGCGAACGACCAAUUCGAUCAAGCUAUGCCUGGUUACGUUUGAGCAACGACCGUGGCAACUAAUGUCUUCUAAGAUCAUUAAGAAUAAUUGCACGGAUGCGGAAGAUUCUCGCGUCAACACUAGCAAUGAAUCUCAGCAGCCAGAUUUGGAGAGUCAGUCUCUAGUUACGGUCAAAUAUAAUGAAAGGCAAUCAUCCAAUACCGAGAUAGUUGAUGCCUACGAAGGCUUGAGAAAUUUGCUCGAUAAUUACACCCACGCAUCUUCGACGCCCUCGAAGCAAUCCGAGGAAGCUGCUGUGACGGAAUCUAUGAAUGUAAAGGUAGUACUGAACAGAAGUCAGGACGAUGAGAAAAUUGUUGGUUUUACAGACAAGGCAAAGGAAUUCGGAGAAUUCUUGGAGCAUUUUGAUCUGCCCGUCAAAGCGGAAAAUGUUGUACCCGAUACGCGAGAAGCUGUGAAGGAGGAGAAAUUUCAACGAAAGAAGGUUUCUACGGAGGAUUUAAAUAUCGAGAACGAUAAAACGGAUAUCGUUAAUAGAAGGAAACGAUCGCUGAUGAAAAGAGGAUUAGUCGGUGCACCCACGGCGAUAUCUGUAAAUGAUGCUGAAAUUAAAAAUUAUGUUGACAAAGCAGUACGCAAAAUUUCUGAGGAAUCGGACAGUCCGAAUGAGCCAUUUAUAGUGGAGAUCAGUGAGGCAAGCACCCAGGUAGUCGCCGGUAAACUUUAUAAGAUCAAGGUCAAACUGAGCACUAGUAAUUGCCCGAAGGGCACCAAAGACAACUGCCAGUUGCAGGCUGGAAGCGAAGUGAAAGAGUGCCUGAUAACGGAUGAGCCGCCUUACAAGCUAUACAAGUUUACAUUUUAUAUGAAACCAAUAUGUGGAACAGAAUCUUGUCCCAGGGAGGCCUGUACGAUCGAUCUGAAACAAAAGGGCGAUAUAGAAGAUGACAAUAUAGAGGCACUGAAAGAUUCUAUUCAGUGCAUGUACUUUUAUACGGCCGAAGCGCAAAAUGACACAUCGCAGGAACAGCAGAGUUAUCAAGAUCAGGAAGACUCUCGGAUCACUCAGGAGAGCUUGGUGGAUCACGCGGGAGAAAUUUUUGUUCACCAGACUGAACAGAUGAACAACAAUCGAAGCGUCGAAUUGGAUCAUGAGAUUGAAGAGACUGGAGACGAGAACGUCAGACCGUUUAUUGCUAUGCGUGCUUCCAGCAACAACUACUGUCCAGGUUGUCCAUACGAAUUGAAUCCGAAUCUGCCGAGUCUUCUAGUCUAUGCCGAUCAAGCAUUGAGAUCGAUAGACGAGCAGACCACGAACGAUUACAAGCACAAACUGAUGAGCAUUGUGAAAGUCACCCGUUCGGUACCGGUCUCGUCCAAUAUGAUACAGUAUCAAUUGCUGUUAUUGAUAGGCGAGUCAGAAUGUCUGAAGAAUGCCUUGGAGCAGGAGCAAGAAUGCCCGCUGCGAACGACCAAUUCGAUCAAGCUAUGCCUGGUUACGUUUGAGCAACGACCGUGGCAACUAAUGUCUUCUAAGAUCAUCAAGAAUAAUUGCACGGAUGCGGAAGAUUCUCGCGUCAACACUAGCAAUGAAUCUCAGCAGCCAGAUUUGGAGAGUCAGUCUCUAGUUACGGUCAAAUAUAAUGAAAGGCAAUCAUCCAAUACCGAGAUAGUUGAUGCCUACGAAGGCUUGAGAAAUUUGCUCGAUAAUUACACCCACGCAUCUUCGACGCCCUCGAAGCAAUCCGAGGAAGCUGCUGUGACGGAAUCUAUGAAUGUAAAGGUAGUACUGAACAGAAGUCAGGACGAUGAGAAAAUUGUUGGUUUUACAGACAAGGCAAAGGAAUUCGGAGAAUUCUUGGAGCAUUUUGAUCUGCCCGUCAAAGCGGAAAAUGUUGUACCCGAUACGCGAGAAGCUGUGAAGGAGGAGAAAUUUCAACGAAAGAAGGUUUCUACGGAGGAUUUAAAUAUCGAGAACGAUAAAACGGAUAUCGUUAAUAGAAGGAAACGAUCGCUGAUGAAAAGAGGAUUAGUCGGUGCACCCACGGCGAUAUCUGUAAAUGAUGCUGAAAUUAAAAAUUAUGUUGACAAAGCAGUACGCAAAAUUUCUGAGGAAUCGGACAGUCCGAAUGAGCCAUUUAUAGUGGAGAUCAGUGAGGCAAGCACCCAGGUAGUCGCCGGUAAACUUUAUAAGAUCAAGGUCAAACUGAGCACUAGUAAUUGCCCGAAGGGCACCAAAGACAACUGCCAGUUGCAGGCUGGAAGCGAAGUGAAAGAGUGCCUGAUAACGGUGUGGGCGCGACCGUGGAUCGAUCAGGGUUCACCCGAAAUAACGAUCACAUGUCCUCCAUCGCCAACAAGCAGAAAGAAGCGGUCCCUGCAUGGCGUUAAUUACAACCCGAAGAUGCUACAGAUUGCUGAGGAAGUAAGGAUCGAGCAGAAGUUCAACAAGUUCGUAGCGACCUAUAAUCGAACGUACUCCACGCCGGAGGAGAGGAAUUUACGAUUCAGAAUAUUCCGCGAAAAUCUCGAUAUUAUACAGCUGCUGCGUAAAACCGAGCAGGGAACCGCUUACUACGACGUCAACAUGUUCGCGGACAUAUCGCGCGAAGAGUUUCGAUCGCGUUAUCUUGGUUUGCGACCGGACCUGCAAUCGGAGAACGAUAUUCCUCUGCCUAAAGCUGAGAUCCCGGACAUUGAGCUGCCACCCAAAUUCGAUUGGCGAGAAAAGGGCGUCGUGACUUCAGUGAAGGAUCAGGGCAUGUGCGGCUCCUGCUGGGCCUUCUCGGUUACAGGCAACGUCGAAGGCCAGUAUGCGCUCAAGCACGGCCAGCUGCUAUCUCUCUCCGAGCAGGAACUUGUUGAUUGCGACGAUCUAGAUGAAGGUUGCAGUGGCGGUCUACCGGACAACGCGUACAGGGCUAUUGAGAAACUGGGUGGUCUCGAGUUGGAGUCGGACUAUCCCUAUGAGGCGGAGAACGAGAAGUGCCACUUUAAGAGAAAUUUGGCCAAGGUACAACUGGCUUCCGCUGUCAACGUCACGUCGGAUGAGACGCAAAUGGCGCAGUGGUUGGUACAAAAUGGUCCGAUUUCUAUCGGCAUCAAUGCCAAUGCCAUGCAAUUCUACGUCGGCGGCGUAUCGCAUCCCUUUAAAUUCCUCUGCAAUCCCAAGAACUUGGACCAUGGCGUACUCAUUGUAGGAUAUGGUACAAGUGAAUAUCCACUUUUCCACAAAAAACUACCAUAUUGGAUUAUCAAAAACAGCUGGGGAAAGCAUUGGGGCGAACAAGGAUAUUAUAGAGUUUAUCGCGGAGAUGGCACUUGCGGGCUUAAUACGAUGGCUACAAGUGCCGUGGUUGUUUAAUACUGAAAUUAAUUACAUGAAUAAGUUUCUCAUGACAAUUAACUUAUACAUAUAUAUAUAAAUUGUAUAUUCAUUCUAAACGAAGUUAUACAUUAGACAUAUAUAUAUANNUAUAUAUAUAUAUAUCUUUUUUUACUAACUUUGAAUGUCGAUUUCGGAUACAUUCACCUGCCAAAUAUUUGACAAGUGCGACUUGACUUUAUUUUCACACUAUCCAUAGCAUAUAUUAUAAUAUCCACAUAUAAUUCAGCUUAAUUUUUCAAAUAUUUGGCAAGCGUAUGAAUCUUCUAGAGUCAUUUAAUAUAUAUAUGCCUAAGAGUUUAAUCGGAGCAAAAUUUAAUUUUUUGCAUAUUUACAUUGAAAUGGAAACGAUAUAGUCGUUGACGACAAUCCUAUUUAUUUGUUGAAAAGUUCGAGAUUUAUAUAAUUCUGCAGUAAUUCUGCAAAUUUUUUGCAAAACAAAACAGAUAAUAUAUAAUAUAUAAAUAAUUAAAGUAUGUUAUUAUGCAACAAUGUUGAAAAGUUAGAAAAAUUGAAGAUAUUAAAUAUUAAAUAGAACUUUGCUAAGUGCAUUUUAAAAGAUAAAAAUUAAGAUAAAGCGUGAAAACUUGACAGCUAUAUAUUUUGCAAUUUUUGUGUUAGAGACAGCUAACAUUUUUUUAGAGGUUUUAUAACAAGUUCCAGCCUUGCAUAAAUCGAUCCUGGAGAUUUUUAAUUUUGUACGAUUUGUUAACUCAAUCAAAAAGUAAAAUAAAAAAAAAAUCAUUUGUAAAAAAAUAUGAAUGAAACAAGAAAACGUCUGUAGUGUCAAUCUUUAUUGAACGCAAUAUAAAAAGACAACUAUAUGAAACUAUGUCAAUUUAAUAUAUCUCAAAUGUUUAACAUAUUCGAGUAAAUAUAUUCAAAACCAAAAUUGGUGUUAUUAAACCUUCAAUAAUGAUGUGUAUGCGAAAAUGUGUGAAAAUGUUGAAUAAAUUUGAAAUCAAUUUA
This is a messenger RNA of Formica exsecta, 5626 nucleotides long. RefSeq lists its product as uncharacterized. The transcript has 4 exons. Bases 428 to 4636 code for a protein of 1402 amino acids. Gene Ontology annotation, molecular function: cysteine-type endopeptidase inhibitor activity; cysteine-type endopeptidase activity. Gene Ontology annotation, cellular component: lysosome. NCBI's taxonomy places the organism in Eukaryota, Metazoa, Arthropoda, Insecta, Hymenoptera, Formicidae. The record is from RefSeq and is a predicted model, not a curated record.